This is a messenger RNA of Paramuricea clavata, 417 nucleotides long. The record is from the annotation of a GenBank genome assembly. Lineage: Eukaryota; Metazoa; Cnidaria; Anthozoa; Malacalcyonacea; Plexauridae.
AUGAAAACAUUAGCCAGAGAAGCAACAGAAAAAUUAAGUAGAACAACAAUUGGCUCAGUUAGUUCUUUGAAUGCUGCUAAAACAUGCUAUUCGUGUAAUGGAUUUGGUCAUGUGUCCAGACAGUGCCCUACUAUGAACAACUUUAAGCAAAAUAAUACUGCACGGCCACAAACUAAGUUAUGUUAUUCAUGUCAAAAGCCAGGGCAUUUGGCAAAAUCCUGCCCCUUGGCUAAUCAACAACCAGUUAAUACUAAGCUCCAAGGUUAUGAUAAGAAUUGGCAAAUGGAUAGACACGUGACCAUUUGCUAUCGUGGGAAUAAUGGCCAUAUUGCAAAGUUCUGUAAUGCCAAGUUGGAGGGAGGUCUGGGUUCUAGUAGAGAUUGUGAAAGCCCCAAGAAAAAUGAUUCAAAAAUCUGA